Molecule: messenger RNA, 1209 nt
Organism: Fraxinus pennsylvanica
Lineage: Eukaryota; Viridiplantae; Streptophyta; Magnoliopsida; Lamiales; Oleaceae
Source: the annotation of a GenBank genome assembly
AUGGCUAAGACUUUUGAUUUUAAGCUAACUAUUUUUCCAAAGCUCGCGGAAGUCAAAUUGAGGGCAAAAAGAUUUCAGGAGAGGAGGAAGAUACACUCAACAAGGAAAGCAUAUGUGCGGUUUGCUAUGGCAUAUUUGGAGGUCGGAAAUCCAAGGUUGUUGAGGGGAGUUUUGCAACAGAAGGCAAUGUAUUCAGGGGUGUUGAGGGGUCUGGGGAAUGAUGUUGAGGAGACUCUGGUUCAUGUUCUCUCAAUAUUCUGCGAUAGAGUGCUAGUGCCUGAGUCGUCAGUGCUUCCGGGGCUUAGGAGUGUGUUGUUCGGUAGUGUUACUCUGGAACAGGUGGUUAGCAUUUCAGGGAGGGCUGAUUUUGGGGAUGCUGCGGCCCUUGCUCACAAUGUGUUGAUUAAUGCAACUGAGGUCGAGUACCGUAAGGAUCUGCUUCUGGCUAUUGUGAAUGGAAGGCCUUUGCUUGGUUCUGCGUAUUUGGACGAGUUCCAUUUCAACCUUGAAGAUCUCACAUCACCUAACUGGUCUGCUGCAGUUUCUUUGGCUGUUUCGUCAGUGAGUGAUGGGCUUGCUUUUGGUUUUGUUGAUUCUCGAGAGCCACCUACCUUUGAAAGUCCAUAUGUGCAAAGUAUAAUAAAAUGUAUAACCCCACGACCUUUCGCUAGAUUAGUAAUAAAUAAAGGGUUACUUCACUCUGAUUUAAAACAUGGAACUUUGUUUGAUGCUUGUACUGGAGGAAUUAAAGUUGUUGGAGUCUUAAAUGAAUUCUCUGGAGACAUGUUAUUCAAAGAAUCAAAUGCUGCACAGGUGGAAAGCUCUAAAGCAAGACAUUCAGAACGAAGGGUUGUGGAUUCCAGUGAUGAGCAUCAGUCAAGCAAUGGAAUUGAUUUUGUGAAGACUAUUGGAGAUAUUUGGGGUUUGCGUCAAUGCGCCUUAAUGGACAUGGCUCUAGAAGAAGGGGAAAUAUAUGUUUACUCCAAGCUGCUCGAUGUACUUCAAAUCUAUCUCUUCAGCAAGGAUAUCGCUAAAGUGAAGGACGACCAGGAGUGGGAGAUUAUUGAGACGAGAAAAGCACUAUCAAGAACAGGACCUGUGGAUGCCUACAAGCCCAAAAAGAUUUCACUGGAGGAAGAGCUGAAGACUUUGCAGCUGAAGGUUGAUAUAGAUAAUUAUGAAUACAAGAAAAUACCGAAGCCUAACUAG